Messenger RNA from Brassica napus (rape), 1997 nucleotides. Its product is annotated as ankyrin repeat domain-containing protein 1-like. NCBI's taxonomy places the organism in Eukaryota, Viridiplantae, Streptophyta, Magnoliopsida, Brassicales, Brassicaceae. Gene Ontology annotation, molecular function: protein binding. The transcript has 6 exons. Gene Ontology annotation, biological process: positive regulation of protein catabolic process; protein ubiquitination. Bases 1147 to 1734 code for a protein of 195 amino acids. The record is from RefSeq and is a predicted model, not a curated record.
UUAUUUUUGUCAAGAUUUUUUUUAAUUAAAAUCAGUGCACAGCCGAACAUUAUACUCAUGGACAUAUAAUUUACAUUCACAGCAAAAGAAAACGGAUUAUGUUAAUGUAAAACGUAUCUAGGUUGUAAAACAUCGCUUUGUACUCUGCCCAAUCGGCUUUCCGUUUGAAAAUGGUCGACCCAAUAUAUCUAACAAAAGAAAUAGAUAAAUAAAAAAUUCUCAAUAUUAUAAUUAUAUAUAUAUGUAUGAUUGAAUAUAAAUUUUUAUAAAAAAUAUUUUUAUCUUAACUUCUACAAAUAAUAAUAAAAAUUUAACAAAAAAUAUUUUUAAAUAUCAUUUACAUUUUAAAACUGUUAUUUCUGCACAUGAUGCAAAAACACUUACUAAUAUUGAAACCAUCUACGGUUGACUCUACUACGUGUCACCAAUUAAAACCAGUAAAACUUAAGUUAAUUGCGGCGAUCAUUUAGUUAAUAAAAAAUUAUUAUAACAAAAAUGUCGAUUCUACUAAGUGUCACUAAUCAAAACUAAUAAAAGCUAAGUUAAAUUGCGGUGGAUACUUAGUUAGUAAAAAAAUUAUUACAGCAAAAACGUCGACUUUCCAAUCAAAACCAAUAAAAGCUAAGUUAAACUGCGGCGGAUACUUAGUUAAUAAGAAAAUUAUUACAACAAAAAGGUUAACUCUACUACGUGUCACUAAUUAAAACCAAUAAAAUCUAAGUUAGAUUGCGGCUAUUACUUAGUUAAUAAGAAAAUUAUUACAACAAAAACGUUAACUCUACUACGUGUCACCAAUUAAAACCAAUAAAAUCUAAGUUAAAUUGCGGCGAUUACUUAGUUAAUAAGAAAAUUAUUACAACAAAAACAUUAACUCUACUACGUGUCACCAAUUAAAACCAAUAAAAUCUAAGUUAGAUUGCGGCGAUUACUUAGUUAAUAAGAAAAUUAUUACAACAAAAACGUUAACUCUACUACGUGUAACUAAUUAAAACCAAUAAAAUCUAAGUUAAAUUGCAGCGAUUACUUAGUUAAUAAGAAAAUUAUUCUAACAAAAACAUCAACUCUACUAUUUGUCACCAAUCAUAACCAAUAAAAGCUAAGUUAAAUCGCGGCGCUACACAGGAGAGAGCUUGACUGUGACAGACAAUGGCCGUUCCAAGGGAAGUCAAUGCGAUGGAACAAAACAAUGUUGACUGUGAUAUUGCUGUUGAAUACGAGUUUUCCUCGCUUCUCGGUGCCUUAGCCGCCGCAGCUGAGUUCGGUGACGUCGUCGCCUUGGGCACAGCCAUUGACACUAUGCAUGGGUUUACUGACGAGCCACUUGAGAAUAAUGACACGGCACUUCACUUGGCGUGUCUAUAUGGUAACCUCCCUUGUGUUGAGCUUCUCCUGGAAAGAGGAGCUGAUAUGGAGGUUAAAGAUUUAUAUAGAGCAACUCCUCUACAUAAUGCUUGCGAUGGGGGAUACUUAGACAUAGUAGAGUUUCUUUUAAGCCGAGCUAGUGGUCCUGAAUGUGCGAAGAGAAUGAUUGAAACAAUCGACCAACAAGGUGACACUCCUCUGCAUAAUGCAGCGAGAGGUGAGUAUGUCGAUGUGGUUAGGCUUUUGCUAAGUUCAGGGGCUUCACCAACGACUAAAAACUCCAGCGGGAAGACACCAGGUGAUUUAGCUGGUAUAAACAGUGAGGCUAGGAGGAUCCUCGAAGUUGCGGUUGGCAACUCAUCAAUCUCCUAGUGAUCCUGCAAUCUGCAAAAUUCUUAGGCCUGUGAAGUUGGGCCUUAUCUUCUUCUUCUUUUUUUAUCUUAUUAUUGACUAUUUUUAUACAAAGGAUUAUAAUCUUUUUUUUUUUUUGAAACUACAAAGGAUUAUAAUCUUAUACCAAUGAAUUAUGAACAUCAUGUCGGUUUCAGUUUAUGAAGAUUGUUAUCAGAUUAAUAGAUUUGAAUGUGUUCUCUCGUUAGCCUUUAUAUAACAAAGGUGAACAGGACCUUUCUGAA